Molecule: messenger RNA, 1442 nt
Organism: Rattus rattus (black rat)
Lineage: Eukaryota; Metazoa; Chordata; Mammalia; Rodentia; Muridae
Gene: Gpr21
Product: G protein-coupled receptor 21
Exons: 1
Coding region: 43-1092 (349 amino acids)
Biological process (GO): G protein-coupled receptor signaling pathway
Cellular component (GO): membrane
Molecular function (GO): G protein-coupled receptor activity
Source: RefSeq, a predicted model, not a curated record
CCAGGUGGUAGCAUGAAGUGAGAGCCAGUUCCUGAUCACGAGAUGAACUCCACCUGGGAUGGUAAUCAGAGCAGCCAUCCUUUCUGUCUUCUGGCACUGGGCUACUUGGAAACUGUCAGGUUCUGUCUUUUGGAAGUGCUGAUCAUUGUCUUUCUAACUGUAUUGAUUAUUUCUGGCAACAUCAUUGUGAUUUUUGUGUUUCAUUGUGCACCUCUGUUGAACCAUCAUUCUACAAGUUAUUUUAUCCAGACAAUGGCAUAUGCUGACCUCUUGGUUGGGGUAAGCUGCCUGGUCCCUUCCUUAUCACUCCUCUACUACCCUCUUCCGAUGGAGGAGGCCAUGACUUGCCAAGUAUUUGGUUUCAUAGUAUCAGUUCUGAAGAGCAUCUCUAUGGCUUCUCUGGCCGGUAUCAGCAUUGAUAGAUAUAUUGCCAUCACUAAACCUUUAACCUAUAAUACCCUGGUUACUCCCUGGAGACUACGCCUCUGUAUUUUUCUGAUUUGGCUGUAUUCUACCCUGGUCUUCCUGCCUUCCUUCUUUCACUGGGGUAAACCCGGAUAUCAUGGAGAUGUAUUUCGGUGGUGUGCAGAGUCCUGGCACACCAACUCCUACUUCACAUUGUUCAUCGUGAUGACGCUGUACGCCCCAGCUGCCCUCAUUGUCUGCUUCACGUAUUUCAACAUCUUCCGAAUCUGCCAGCAGCACACAAAAGAAAUCAGCGAAAGGCAAGCCCGAUUCAGCAGCCAGAAUGGGGAGACUGGGGAAGCCCAGACCUGUCCAGAUAAGCGCUAUGCCAUGGUCCUAUUCCGAAUCACCAGUGUGUUUUAUGUCCUCUGGUUGCCGUACAUCAUCUACUUCUUGCUGGAGAGUUCUACUGGCUGCAGCAGCCGUCUUGCAUCCUUCCUGACUACCUGGCUUGCUAUUAGUAACAGUUUCUGCAACUGUAUCAUUUACAGUCUCUCCAACAGUGUUUUCCAACAAGGACUAAAGGGCCUUUCAGAGUCUGUGUGUACUUCUUGUGCAAGUCACACUACAGCCAAGGACCCUUACACAGUUAGGAGCAAAGGACCCCUUAAUGGAUCUCAUAUCUGAGAGGGACUCAUAUAUUCAGUCUCUCUGUUUUCAAGGAGAAAGGAUGGCUUUGGUUCACUUUUUCCUUCCAUCUCUGUGCUCCCAGUUCACUGGAGAUGUAGGAGCAGCUACAAACUGUCCGGAGAACCUUCAUAGUUUGCAGAAGUUGUUUUCUAAAUGAGAUUUAAAAUUAGAAGAAUCAGGAUGAUGGAAAAAAAUCAAUCUUGAUCCAGUCUUUGAAAUGUCAUGGAAGUGACUGUAGUUCUCAGAUUCAAAAAGAGUAAAGCCAUAGUUGAUACCUCUCUCUCUCCUUUGGCAUGCCUGAAUCUGGAUGUGAAAAGAGUCAGCAUGUUUUAAAAAAAACAAAAAAC